This is a messenger RNA of Colossoma macropomum (tambaqui), 1081 nucleotides long. It is a transcript of the gene gch1, whose product is annotated as GTP cyclohydrolase 1. Gene Ontology annotation, cellular component: cytoplasm. The transcript has 6 exons. Bases 166 to 927 code for a protein of 253 amino acids. Gene Ontology annotation, molecular function: GTP binding; GTP cyclohydrolase I activity; zinc ion binding. Lineage: Eukaryota; Metazoa; Chordata; Actinopteri; Characiformes; Serrasalmidae. The record is from RefSeq and is a predicted model, not a curated record. Gene Ontology annotation, biological process: tetrahydrofolate biosynthetic process; tetrahydrobiopterin biosynthetic process.
AAAGCCCAACGUGCUCUCGGCGACCGAGCGGAGUUUCUGUCUUCUCUGGAAGACGGAGGAGGAGAGGAAAAGGGAAGAAAGCCACCGCUUCUCUGUCAGAGCAGACCAUUAUCUUUAUUUCUCUCUCUCUGUCCAUCUCUCUCUCUCUCUCUCUCACCUCUGGAAAUGGAGCGCUCCAAAGUGAAGCAGAGCGAGAAGGAGGCGCCGGUGGGCAGCGACGCGUCUCUGAACGGACACUGUGAAGGAGGGAGGGCGAAGGUGGCCAAGUGGAAGGAUGCAACUGGUGAAGCCUGUAGCAGCAGCAAGCAGACCUCUUCGGUCAUGGAGAGCUGGAAGGAGGAGCGCACUCGGAGCGUGGAGGACAACGAGAUGAGCCUGCCCAGCAUAGCUGCUGCCUACACCACCAUCCUCAGGGGGCUGGGAGAAGACCCCCAGAGACAGGGCUUGCUGAAAACUCCUUGGAGAGCAGCUACAGCCAUGCAGUUCUUCACCAAAGGCUACCAGGAGAAAAUUAUAGAUGUUCUGAACGAUGCCAUUUUUGACGAGGAUCAUGACGAGAUGGUGAUCGUGAAGGACAUCGACAUGUUCUCCAUGUGUGAGCACCACCUAGUUCCCAUCUUCGGCAGAGUCCAUAUAGGCUAUCUCCCAAACAAGAGGGUGCUUGGUCUCAGCAAACUGGCCAGGAUUGUGGAGAUCUACAGCAGGAGAUUACAAGUCCAGGAGCGGCUGACCAAACAGAUCGCCGUGGCCAUCACUGAAGCUUUACAGCCUGCCGGAGUCGGAGUCGUCAUUGAGGCAACUCACAUGUGCAUGGUGAUGAGAGGCGUGCAGAAAAUGAACAGUAAGACGGUGACCAGCACCAUGCUGGGGGUCUUCAGGGAGGACCCCAAAACCCGGGACGAGUUCCUCACGCUCAUCCGGAGCUGAGGAGAGCCGCACCAGCAGAAACAUCGCUCAGACCAGCCGUCCCCCUUCGACACUCACUGAACCCACCGAGUCAUCUCUGAAUAAUCAGCCUUCACGCUGGCGCCGUCGCUGCGGGGCCCCCCGCCCUCAGCCCGGCCCAGCGUGAUACGCAAGU